AUGGCGCUGCGACUCGAUACUAACGCGGCCAAUGCCGUCAAGGCCGUCGACCCGACCAACCGGAGCCAAGAUAAGGACGGCAUUUCGACGACCUCCGUUGUUGCCGAGGCCGAUCCCAAGCCGGAGCCCCCACAGCAACCUGAAGUUGCCGGAUGGUUCCACUGGCACGAACCCGGCACAUCGCCGGAAGAGAAGAGGUUGAUCUUUAAACUGGAUUGGUUUCUACUCUCAUUCAGUUGCCUCAUGUUCUUCAUUAAACAGCUCGACCAAAACAACAUUUCCAAUGCCUAUGUAUCGGGCAUGUCGGAAGAGCUCGGCUUCGGCCCCGGUAACGAGCUCUCCUGGAUGAACACGUACUUCAACAUUGGCACCAUCAUCGGCGGCUCUUUCGCCAAUCUGAUCAUCACGAUUGUCCGACCGCGCUUCUGGCUGACCGGGUGCCUCUGUGUUUGGUCGCUCUUUGUGCUGUUCCUGUUCAAGUGCCAGACCGCCACUCAGUUUUACGUCCUACGUUUCUUUAUAGGGCUUUUCGAGUCUGCUGCCUGGCCUGGCGUCAUGUAUGUGCUCGGCUCGUGGUACCGCAGGAGCGAGCUGUCUCGUCGUUCCGGCCUCUUCGUCAUGAGCGGUGUCUUGGGUCAGAUGUUCUCCGGCUAUCUCCAGUCUGCGCUGUAUUCCGGCAUGGGCGGAAAGGGUGGCCUGUCGGCAUGGCGAUGGCUCUUCAUCUUUGACUUCAUUCUUGCCAUCCCCGUGGUGAUCUACGGCGUGAUUUGUUUCCCCGACACCCCUCACACGACAAAGGCCUUCUACUUCAGCGACUGGGAAAAGCAGCGCGCCCGCGAACGCAUCGAAGAAGAGGGUCGCAAACCCGUCGGCAAGAUGAACUGGUCCGUCAUCAGCCGCGUCUUUGGCUCGUGGCAGGUCUACGCAUUUACGGCAGCCUACUCCUUCUGGACCCUGACCUGCGGCUCCUACAUCAUCCAAUACUUCACUCUGUACCUCAAAUCGACAAAGUUGUACACCGUCCCGGAGAUCAACAACAUCCCCACCUGCGUCGGCGCCAUCAACUUCGUCUUCAUGGUCUCCACAGGCUUCGUCUCCGACAAGAUUGGCGGCCGCGGACCCGUCUGUUUCGCCGUCGGGUGCCUGCUCACGUUCGUCUACGCCGUCCUCGCGGUGUGGAGCGUGCCGCAUAUGCUGCGUAUGGCCGUGUUCAUCCUUGCGGGUUGUUACGGUUGCUACACGCCUUUGCUGGCUGGCUGGGCGAACGAGGCCUGCGGCGGCGAUCAGCAGAAGCGUGCUUUUGUGCUCGGCUUCAUGGUUUCGGUCGGACAGGCUGUGGUGAUUCCCUUUCAACAGCUGCAGAUGCCGAGCGGACAGGCCCCAGCUUUUGCAAAGACCCAUGGGUGGGAGAGCGCGCUUGCAUUCGUGGUGGCGUUGACUGUCUGGACCGGCAUCGGACUGCCGCUGCUUCAGAAGUGGAGGGAAUCUCGAGUGAAGGUCAGUACUCACGAAAGUGAUACUGAUGAGUUUUAA
Molecule: messenger RNA, 1533 nt
Organism: Colletotrichum orchidophilum
Lineage: Eukaryota; Fungi; Ascomycota; Sordariomycetes; Glomerellales; Glomerellaceae
Product: major facilitator superfamily transporter
Exons: 3
Coding region: 1-1533 (510 amino acids)
Biological process (GO): transmembrane transport
Cellular component (GO): membrane
Molecular function (GO): transmembrane transporter activity
Source: RefSeq, a predicted model, not a curated record